CUGGGAUUUGAAACCCGGGUCUUCUGCAAGAACAGUCAGUAUUAUCCACUAAGCCAUCUCUCCAGCCCCAAGGUCCUUUUUUAAAAGCCUCUGUGGGGCAGGAGAGAUGGCUUCACAGUAAAGAGCAAGCUCAGUUCUCAGCAAUCAUGUUGGACAACACAGAACUGCCUCUAACUCCAAUUCCAGAGCAUCUGGUGCCUUCUGGCCUCCGUGGGCACCUUCACUCACAUGCAUAUACCCAUACAUGGACACACAUAAAUUUUUAAAAGCUAAAACCUUUUGAAAAGCCUAUGCUAAACAUUAUUUUGUCAUUAUGCAUUCCCUAAACAAUACAGUAUAACUAUGUUUAAUUUAAUGUAGCAAUAGGCAUUAUCUAGAGAUUAUGUAUAUUAUACUGGAAGACAUGAUGAUAGGGUAUAUGCAAAAUAUAUGCCAUUUUAUAUAAAGGGCUUUAUAGCAUAUAUAGAUUUUGGUAUUCACAGGGGUCUUGAAAUUAAUCAUUCCAUUUGACAGGAGACAAUAUAUACAUAUGUCUAUAUUUGCAGAUGGACAAACUAUGCAACAAGAUAUUUUAUGAAGCCCAUUGGAAAAGAAAAAUGUUCAAAAAUUAUUUCAAGAUGAUGUUAGUAGCAUUAAACCAAGUAUACGACUAUAUAGGUCUCACAUCAGGAAGCUGGCCCUGCUCCAGCAUCACACACAAAAGCGGGAGUGGGAGUGGAGUGGGGAGUGAGGGAGUAAAACUGAUUCCAGGAGUAAAACUGGGUAAGGGACAAGAGCCCAAGAGACUUUGCAUUAUAGAUCUUUGUCUUUUGAAGUUUUUUACAUAUAAAAACAUUACUUGUCAAAACAAUGGAGCCUUUGCAGUAGAUCAAAGAUGCCUCCUUGAAGAAACUUCUAUAGGGUGAAGAGUGGUUACAGUGCCUUCCAACUGGAGCAUGCCCUGAAGCGUGUGCUGUUGAGUGCUGUGCUGCUCUAGCUUGUCUCUGCAUCUCCCCUCAGGUCAGAUGUCCCUGGAAUGGACACGUGCACCUGUACUCGCUCUAGUAAGUAAACACUGGACACCCUGAAAUUCCCUGUCCUAAAGGUAAAGUGGGCUUCCAAGAUCCACCCAGUGCUCUUUCUAAGGUCUGUUCUCCUGAAGAGUGAGCAAGGGGUGGGUAUAUUCAUGGUAUAUAGAUGGCUUGGGACGCUAGGGGGUCCUCUAACACGUGGCUCAAAAACUGGGCAAAGCGUUCCCUGAAACUAUCAAACCAAGUAUUUUCCUCAGUUCCAAGUACACAUUUUAUCCCUAUCAUCACGGGAAUAUAACUCAAGUUCCUUUUAUCAUAGAUAUGUCUUGAUAUGUAGCCUUGGUUGACAUCGACCUCGCGGAGAUCCUGCAUCAACAUCCCCAAGUGCUGGAAUUAAAAGCCUGUACCAUGACGGAGGGUUAUUUUCCGAGGUCCCUCCCUUACACAUUUAAAACGCAAUUUGGAAUCCAAUUUCAAAAUCUUUUUUUUCUUUCAAUCAGGCUCCUAUUGUCCCCAAGUCGGGCACAUCCCCACCUUUAUUGGUGGAGAGUGACCACACAACUAAUCUGGUCAAAACAUAAGCACGCUUUGACAAUCCGGUUGAAUAACAACUACAACUCCCAAAAUGCACCGCGGGUCAACAUGGGCACCUUGCCGGUUUCCUCCUCUCCCGUUUUGGGGUAGUUAGCCUGGAGCUUGGACCAGCUAAGGGAUUGACUGUACAAACGAAGAAGCGGACUGAACUUCACGGCCGCGACCUCGGAUGCGUUGCUCGCACCAUCGAGCAUGAACCAGCUCAAAAUGCAAGAAAUGCGCGCCAGAGAAACUGAGUCAUGGAAACUGCUCUGAGGGGCCAGAAAGGUUGGCGCGUCACUCCCCUCAUCUUAAUCGCGGCUCGGUCUCUUCCGGGAACACAAACAGCUUCUCCAGGCCGGUAACUACGAGGCUAACGGCAGAACGCUUUGGCGGGAACUAAGGAGCUUCCAAGCAGAAACUUCAGCUCGCUGCCGUGGAACGCUCCGGAGCACACACCCAACAGAUCCCAUAACGCGUUCCUACGGGUGACCCGCCUCGGCCUCCGUCCUCGCAGAAGGUUGACAGGGUGAGUCUCCAGUAAAGGCCGCGAGCGCACUUCUUUCCAUCUUGCUUCUGACCAGUCAGAGGACUUCUCAGAGCCGCUUUCUUCUUUUCUUAGAGCCAGUCGAGAGCUUACGACCGGACUGCAACCCUACAAAUCCCGGAGAGCAGCUCGGCGGACGCAGCGUUCCACUAAGGCACUCUUACGGUACAAGCGGGAAAGCUCGCGAGAAGUUCCCGCCCAACCGAGAUCCUGCGCCAGGAGCCGAGGCCGAAAGAGGAAGCCCACCCCGACACCACCCCCUUUGUAGGCUUCAUCGCGAGAACGCCGAGCUUUGGUGCUUGGAAAGCGCGUACUGAGGAAAAGGUGCUGUGUUUUGGACUCGUCGGCCGCCGUAGCCCCUGCUAGGCCAGCCCGUGUGAGUCUGCUGGAAGAGGAAGAGAAAGGCAGAGAGAGUCGGAUUACAAGAUGGCGGAUCUGUAGUAGUUACCGCGGCGGUGGCGGCGGCGGCGAGAGAGCGAGCGAGCUCUGGGGGGCAAAGGGAGGGAAGGGGAGUUGUGUGCCGCGUCGAAGGGAGGGGGAACGGAGACCCGAGCGGAGGGCUCUCGGUGGCUCUUGUCACCCCUUCUCGUGGCUGAACCUUUGGCGCCAUGGUAAACUCGGGCCUCUCCAAAGCCGCCACCGCCGCUACCGGCUCUCAAGAGUGAGGGGUGCGAGCGAGGUGAGCAAGGAGGUGGCGGCCGGAGCGGUGGGGACAGCGGCCACCAUGUCGGAUACAAGGCGGCGAGUGAAAGUCUAUACCCUGAACGAAGACCGGCAAUGGGACGACCGAGGCACCGGGCACGUCUCCUCCACUUACGUAGAGGAGCUCAAGGGGAUGUCGCUGCUGGUCCGGGCAGAGUCCGACGGAUCACUACUCUUGGAAUCAAAGAUAAAUCCAAACACUGCAUAUCAGAAACAGCAGGAUACAUUAAUUGUUUGGUCAGAAGCUGAGAACUAUGACUUGGCUCUAAGCUUUCAGGAAAAAGCUGGCUGUGAUGAGAUCUGGGAAAAAAUUUGUCAGGUUCAAGGUAAGGACCCAUCAGUAGAAGUCACACAGGACCUCAUUGAUGAAUCUGAAGAAGAACGAUUUGAAGAAAUGCCAGAAACUAGUCAUCUAAUUGACUUGCCCAUGUGUGAACUCAGUAAACUUGAAGAGAUUGCUGACUUAGUUACCUCAGUUCUCUCCUCACCUAUCCGUAGGGAAAAACUGGCUCUGGCCUUGGAAAAUGAAGGCUAUAUUAAAAAACUACUGCAGCUGUUCCAAGCUUGUGAGAACCUAGAAAAUACUGAAGGCUUACACCAUCUGUAUGAAAUUAUUAGAGGAAUUUUGUUCCUAAAUAAGGCAACUCUUUUUGAAGUAAUGUUUUCUGAUGAGUGUAUCAUGGAUGUCGUGGGAUGCCUUGAAUAUGACCCUGCUUUGGCUCAGCCAAAGAGACAUAGAGAAUUCUUGACCAAAACUGCAAAGUUUAAGGAAGUUAUACCAAUAACAGACUCGGAACUAAGGCAAAAAAUACAUCAGACUUACAGGGUCCAGUACAUUCAGGACAUCAUUUUACCCACACCAUCUGUUUUUGAAGAGAAUUUUCUUUCUACUCUUACGUCUUUUAUUUUCUUCAACAAAGUUGAAAUAGUCAGCAUGUUACAGGAAGAUGAAAAGUUUUUGUCUGAAGUUUUUGCACAAUUAACAGAUGAAGCUACAGAUGAUGAUAAACGACGUGAGUUGGUUAAUUUUUUCAAGGAAUUUUGUGCAUUUUCUCAGACAUUACAACCCCAGAACAGGGAUGCUUUCUUCAAAACUUUGGCAAAAUUGGGAAUUCUUCCAGCUCUUGAAAUUGUAAUGGGAAUGGAUGAUUUACAAGUCAGAUCAGCUGCUACAGAUAUAUUUUCUUACUUGGUAGAGUUUAGUCCAUCUAUGGUCCGAGAAUUUGUGAUGCAAGAAGCCCAGCAGAGUGAUGACGAUAUACUUCUUAUUAAUGUAGUUAUUGAACAGAUGAUUUGUGAUACUGAUCCUGAGCUAGGUGGUGCAGUCCAGUUAAUGGGACUUCUUCGUACUCUAAUUGAUCCAGAGAACAUGUUGGCUACAACUAAUAAAACUGAAAAAAGUGAGUUUUUAAAUUUCUUCUACAACCAUUGUAUGCAUGUCCUCACGGCACCACUUUUGACCAAUACUUCAGAAGACAAAUGUGAGAAGGAUAAUCUACUUGGAUCUAACAAAACCAACACAAUUUGCCCUGAUAAUUAUCAAACAGCACAGCUACUUGCCUUAAUUUUAGAGUUACUUACAUUUUGUGUAGAACAUCACACAUACCACAUAAAAAACUAUAUCAUGAACAAGGACUUGCUAAGAAGAGUCUUGGUCUUGAUGAAUUCAAAGCACACUUUCCUGGCCUUGUGUGCUCUUCGAUUUAUGAGGCGGAUAAUUGGCCUUAAGGAUGAAUUUUAUAAUCGUUACAUCACCAAAGGAAAUCUUUUUGAACCAGUUAUAAAUGCUCUUCUGGAUAAUGGAACUCGGUACAAUCUGUUGAAUUCAGCUGUUAUUGAAUUGUUUGAAUUUAUAAGAGUGGAAGAUAUCAAGUCUCUUACUGCACAUAUAGUUGAAAACUUUUAUAAAGCACUUGAAUCGAUUGAAUAUGUUCAGACAUUCAAAGGAUUGAAGACUAAAUAUGAACAAGAAAAAGACAGACAAAAUCAGAAACUGAACAGUGUACCAUCUAUAUUGCGUAGUAACAGAUUUCGCAGAGAUGCAAAAGCCUUGGAAGAGGAUGAAGAAAUGUGGUUUAAUGAAGACGAAGAAGAAGAAGGAAAAGCAGUUGUGGCACCAGUUGAAAAAUCUAAGACUGAAGAUGAUUUUCCAGAUAGUUAUGAAAAAUUUAUGGAGACUAAAAAAGCAAAAGAAAGUGAAGACAAGGAAAACCUUCCCAAGAGGACAUCUUCUGGUGGCUUCAAAUUUACCUUCUCACAUUCUCCCAGUGCCGCUAAUGGAACAAACAGUACAAGCAGUAAAUCUGUAGUAGCUCAGACACCACCCGCAAGUUCUAAUGGGUCCUCUUCCAAAACUACAAAUUUGGCUGCAUCAGUAGCCGCCACUAAGGGGAGUUUGGUUGGCUUAGUGGACUAUCCAGAUGAUGAAGAGGAAGAUGAGGAAGAAGAAACAUCCCCCAGGAAAAGACCUCGCCUUGGCUCAUAAAAUAAUUGCUGGGGAACCCCCAUCUUGUGGUCUUACUUAAAUGCUGCAGCUGUUCAAUGAGCUGAAAGUCUGAAUCAGAAAGCUUUCUCACUUGAACUUAAAUAUACAAGGAGUAGCAAGGACACUCAGUUUAUCAGCUAGGAGAGUUUAGUUAUGUAAAAACCAGGCUUCCUAGGAACUUGAUUGCUUGCUAGUAAUUAAGGGAUUUGCCCUUCCGGCUGUCAAAAAAGAAAUUGCUGGAACCUGGGUGGUAGCUUCAUAGCAAGGAAACUCUCAGGUUUUGGGACAGUUUGGGGAGGGAAAUGAUAAAAUAUUAAUGCACAGUUGCUCCAGGGGGUUAUCCAAUCUAGAAAAAAAUUUAAAAACUUCAGUUGCAAGUCUAAUAACAUUACUUGUAUAAUGGUGCUGGCCAUUUAAUCAGUUGCCUCUUUAAAAGAAAUUUGUAUGGAAAACAAAAUUGAACUCUUAUUAAAAAUAAAGUUGUUGGGGCCAUUUUUUUUAAAGAUUUCACAGAAAUUCAGCCUUUCAGGGUUUGAAACAGUACACACCCUGGGUAACAGCACAUGGUGAGUUCUCUAUACCAGGAAUUUCAAAUAUGUAAAGAAACAAGCUGGGUUCCAAAUGGACAGUUUUGUUAAUUGAACUUUAAAGUCAGUACUUUUGGAGAUAACUGCAGCCAAGAAACAGUCCAGUAGUAUUCAAAUGACCCGUUUUGGAAUCUUGGGAGUAGCUAGAGCAGAAAGAUUCCAACACCUGCCAGUAUAAUCUUUGUGGGAGAGUCUUUGAUCACUUUCUGAUUUGUCAGUACUUAUGUCUGUGUCUUUUCAUAGCUGCAGGCAAAUUUUAAAAUGUAAUUUCUAAAGACUAAUAAAGAAUGGUGCUGAAUUAAGUGGCAGUUAAUAUCUAGAAGUCAUUUUGAUCCAAGAGGUUAUCUAAGUGUCAGAGUCACAUGCAGCACAUGAAGUUUUUCCAUAAACAAGGGUAUAACAUGAAAGCUGCUUUUUUGAGAGUAGAAAGCACAUUCCAUGUACGUAAAUGAAUUAAAAAUAAUUGAGGCAAACAAGAGCUUUUAUUUUUAGAACAGCAAAUUGACUGUAAAUAUUUUAAUGUUUGCUCAUCUAUGAUCUGAGAUCAUUGCUAAGAAAAAAUGUCCCCAAACUACAAUUUAAUGCAUUGGGAAAAAAAAUUCUAAAAAUAGUAAUUCCAGCUACAGUCUUUAGAUCAUCUUUGUAAUGUGUUUAUGGGUCCAUUUUUCCUGGAAUAGCUUAAAAGCAGUUUCCUGUUUUGGAGAUUUUGUAGUUAAUUUUAAUUUUGGCUAUUGUUUGGAAAAGAUGGGCUGUCUGUGUAGAUAUGAAGUAUAGUUUUUCCAUAAAACAGAUGUUUAUUUUGUAUUAAAAAUACCACUGUACUUGUUUUACACCAUUUGUAUACAUGUGGUGAUAUUAAUGCUGAACUGUAAAUUCAGGAAUUAAAAUGUGACCCUGUAGUUCAUGACUGAUGCUUGUGUUUGUUUUGUUGUAAAUAAGUAAACUCUAUUUUGAAAUAUGUCAUUUUACAUUAUCUUUUUAAAGCCAAUAAAAUCCAUAAAAACUUUAUUGUAAACCACUAGGUGAGAAAGUCCUGCAUGUGAGCAUCAACUGCACUUUAACUGUCAUUUCCAGAAGGUAAGCCUUGGGCAGAGAACAUCGCUGCACCAAGCUAUCACAGCAGGAAGCCUUCUCACCUCUGUACAAGGUGCACACAUACCAACCCUGGCCUUCCACCUCAUCAGAAGCCGAGCAGGAUACUCAAUCAACAUAAUAGAAUUACUUUACGGACAGGCUUUCUUUCAAGCAGAUUUUAUCAAGUCUCUUCUUUCUUAGCUCUUAGGCAUCUAAGCAGCCCAGAUCUAAAAUAUUUUUCCUAUUUUCUAUUAACUCUUUUUUGACUAUGUAACCUUUACAUUCAAAUAGGAAGUAUCAUCUUUGUACCUUAUGACAACAUCCUUUAAUUUUCCUUUCUGAGAAGUUGAAUCAGACUUUUAAGUCAUGGGAACCUUUUCUUAUAGCAGAAAUGCAAAUAUUUUGAAAAAAAGAUCCUUGGAAGGCACAAGUGGGAAGACUACAUUGGCUACUGUCCUAAGUGACAAUCCUUGUGCAGACUGGGGUGUUUCUGUACCUUAACUCUGUUUAGUUCAAGCCAGAACACACAUUUUUCUAUGUAUGCCUUAGUUCAAAGCAAACAAAAAAACUGUAAACAUGUAUCUAAUAUAAAAGCUAUUUUUAAUAAAGUUAUGUGAAACAGA
Molecule: messenger RNA, 7601 nt
Organism: Nannospalax galili (Upper Galilee mountains blind mole rat)
Lineage: Eukaryota; Metazoa; Chordata; Mammalia; Rodentia; Spalacidae
Gene: Ppp4r3b
Product: protein phosphatase 4 regulatory subunit 3B
Exons: 16
Coding region: 2855-5317 (820 amino acids)
Biological process (GO): DNA damage response; protein dephosphorylation
Cellular component (GO): nucleoplasm; protein phosphatase 4 complex
Molecular function (GO): protein phosphatase activator activity
Source: RefSeq, a predicted model, not a curated record